AAUCCCGUAAAUACAAUUUGUGACGCUUGCCCGGUUGCCCUGUAGUCCUUGCUCUUAUGCAGCAAGCUGCAAUAAAAAAGCGCGGCUAUUUCUUCUUCUCGCGAAUCUGUUGCAGGAAAACGAAACCAUGAUUAGCAUUCUUGCUCAGGAGCGGUUACUUGGGGCUACACUGGGAGUCCUUUUUACAGGGGCGAUUGUAUUUGAAAUAUAUAAUUCCAUUUCCAAUAUUCAAUCUCAGUCUCUUCAGCAUGCUCCGGUUAGAGAACCCAUAUUUGUGAAAAAAUCACGUUCAGAAAUGGCACGUUCAUGGAACAAAACUGUGGACCAGACAUUUGGACCUUUGAUAAAGUCUCUCAGUUCACGCGAAUGGUAGAAGAUUUUGAUGAGUGCUGUCUGCACUAAUGUUUCAAAUUCUGUGUGAUAGUUGGACAUAAAAUUCUUUGGUCUUGUAUUUGUCUUCUUGAAAUCCUGAAUUGUUAAACAGAUAUGCAUUAAAAUGUUUCCAGUGAACUCAUGGUGCUUGAAUAUGCGCAGCAAGACACCUGUUUUUUUUUUAGUGGAAUUUGCUUCCAUUGUGUGAAUGCCUGGAGUGGCGUUUCGUUAGCAAGCGGCUGUCUUCAAUGAAAUGCUCAUGUCGAUCGGCGCUUUGUUGA
Molecule: messenger RNA, 653 nt
Organism: Prosopis cineraria
Lineage: Eukaryota; Viridiplantae; Streptophyta; Magnoliopsida; Fabales; Fabaceae
Exons: 3
Coding region: 128-373 (81 amino acids)
Source: RefSeq, a predicted model, not a curated record